AUGGCCGCGGAGUAGGUUCAGUGCGUCGCGAAACUUAGCGCAACCGGUCGUUCGUGGUGAACCGCCCGGCGUGUGACCGCAAAAGGAACAAAAACAGGACACGAAACGUCGUCGCGACAGGAUAACAUCGACUAAGAAGCGGUGUGCGAAAAAAAGUGGUCGCUCCUGCCUACCUAAUCAGUUAAACUUUACCUCAACCUACCUCGUCUGACCUACCAUCUUUAACCAUCCAUCCACAACCACUAUGAUCCAAAGUAGCUACAAGGCCAUGUACAGGCCGAACUUCUACGAGAGCACCUGUCUGCGUUGCAACGAAACAGUGUAUCAAGUUGACAGAGUGGGCCCCCUAAAAGACUUCACCUUCUUCCAUAGUGGAUGUUUCAAAUGCGCUGUAUGCGGCACCAAGCUCACCCUAAAGACUUAUUAUAAUAACCAGCACAGGCAGGAAGACAAAGAAGUGUACUGUAGUGGACACGUACCUAAAAUUGGACCUGGACAUUUAGAUGGGUCUUCGGUGGUUAUUCGGAGUGCUUUGAAUGUGCCCAAGUCGACGAAUUUUGUGAACGAGCAGAUCAGAGGACCAGGAAGAAGCAGUUUUGAAAGCGAUGGUAUACAUGUUCGGACCCACGUCAACGGUAAUUCCCACCAGGCCUAUUCGCCACCUUACGGCGAUCGACCGCACUACAGUCCUACGUCAUAUCCUGACGGGGGAUCCCCCGCAGGAUACCAAUAUGGCAGGUUUGACGCGAGCGCCCUGCAUAUAGCGCACGCGCUCAAGCAAACGGAGCUACAGAAAAGCUACAAGAUAAACAGGGAGAAACCUAUAGACGUAUACUUGGACAGAGAUGAACAAAGAAAACUGGAAAUGAAACAUCGAAAAGAGGAAGAUGACUUGUACAGAAAAUUCGCACGACAAAGAGAGGAAGAAGAAAGAAGAAUGAGAGACGAAAUCAGGGAUGAAUGGGAAAAGGAAUUAGAGAGGUUAACGACUCGGUUCGAGAGGGAAAUGCAAAUGAAACGGAGGAGAGAUGACCAAAACAUCUUAACUUUGAGGCACCAACAAGAAAGAGAAGACCUAGAGAAAAAUAUGACGUUGAGGAGAGACAAAAAAAAGGAGUCUUUAACAAGAAAAAUGUUGGAACACGAAAGGGCGGCUACUGCAGCAUUGGUCGAAAAACAAAGCCACGAAAUGUUAGAGCUGAUCAACGAAAAAAGGAGUGAGUACAUGCAGGCAGAGUCAUUAUAUUUAGACCACAACGAAGGAGGUUAUAAUGAAGAGGCACAGCCCUAUCCAGUACACGCCCCACCUCCCGCACCUCCAGCAUUAAGUAAAUUUCAGGUGUAUAAUGACCCUGCGGAGUUCUCGAACGUAGACCAAAUCGCUAUUUCAGUUGCUCAAGAAGACCAAAAAUCUUUCACUGACCUUGUCAGACAAUUAGUUGGUAGAUGUGGAUCGGAUAUAGAAAAAGCUAGGACAAUAUUUAGAUGGAUAACAGUAAAGAACCUAAACACAAUGUCAUUCGAUGACAACCUUCGAGGAGACACACCAAUGGGAUUACUUAGAGGCAUUAAAAAUGGUACUGAAAGUUAUCACGUGUUAUUCAAAAGACUUUGCAGUUACGCAGGUCUGCACUGUGUAGUUAUCAAAGGUUACUCCAAAUCGGCCGGAUACCAACCAGGUGUAAGGUUCGAAGAUAACCGAUUCAGGAAUUCCUGGAACGCAGUUUAUGUAGCCGGUGCGUGGAGGUUCGUACAGUGCAACUGGGGAGCAAGACAUUUGGUAAACGCCAAAGAAGCACCAAAGGCGGGAAACAAGACUAAGUCAGAUAGUUUAAGAUAUGAAUAUGAUGACCACUACUUUUUGACGGACCCAAAGGAAUUCAUCUACGAGUUCUUCCCGCUUCAAUCCGAAUGGCAGCUAUUGAAGAACCCCAUCACGCUUCAAGAGUUUGAAGAACUACCCUUCGUUAGAUCGUUGUUCUUCCGAUAUGGACUGUACUUCUCUGAUCCCAAAACAAAAGCAGUCAUGUUUACUGAUUCUACAGGAGCAGCCACAGUGAAAAUAGCUAUGCCAGCUCAUAUGCAAGGUACCCUCAUCUUCCAUUAUAACCUGAAAUUUUAUGACAGCGAUGGUGAUAGCUUUGAAAGUGUAUCGCUCAAGAGAUUUGUCAUGCAGUCUGUAGUGGGCAAUACAGUCGCUUUCAGAGUUCACGCGCCUUGCAGUGGGGCAUUCUUGCUCGAUAUUUUCGCGAACGCAGUUACCCCAAAAGAGUAUUUGACUGGCGAACCUAUGAAGUUCAAAAGUGUGUGCAAAUUUAAGAUUUGCUGUGAAGAUUUGCAAACUGUCAUGGUACCGUUACCAGAUUGCGCCAGUGGAGAAUGGGGACCUACAAAAGCGACAAGAUUGUUUGGUUUGGUACCUAUUACACACCAGGACGCGCUUAUCUUUGCUGGACGCGAACUAGAAAUCCAGUUCAGAAUGUCACGACAAUUGACAGAUUUUAUGGCCACGCUCCAUAAAAACGGCGUAGAAGAAAAACGACUGUCAAAAUUCGUUUCGCACAAUGUUACCGAUGACAUAAUUACCUUUAAUAUCAGUUUUCCCGAAGAGGGUCAAUACGGGCUGGACAUUUAUACCAGAGAAAUGGCGCCACUGCAAGACUCGCCUGGAGAAAAACACCUCCUCACGCAUUGCUGCAAAUACCUGAUCAAUUCGUCCAAACGAAAUUAAGUUUAAUAUUUUUUGUUCUUGUUAUUAGGACAAGUUUUUGAUUCUAUUUUCAGAAGUUAUCUAGUCCUAAAUUAAUUUUACUUUUGAACGAACCUAAUGUUAAAAAAAAUUGACGCUUACAGAGUAAUACCAGUCUAUUAAGGCUACUUUGAAAAAUAAGGUGCUAAUGUUGUGAAAUUAAAAGUUUAUAUGAAAGAAGAGUAAAUAUACAGUGUGUCCCAGUGUCCUGAAAAAGAAACUAAUCUUCUUUGUAAAAUAUGUGAGCAAAAGCAGCGCUCAUUUUUUUCAGAGAUAUUACACGGUAAUUCAAAUACCGUAUGAUCGAGAAAAAACGGCGUCAGCGAUGGCUAUGGAAUGAAGAUCGCUGUCAUUUUAUAUGUAAAUUUAUAUGGGAAAUGUCAUCGAUGUUCAUUUCCCAGCCAACUGGACGCCGUUUUUUUCGAUCAUAUGGUAUAUUGACUACGUAUAUAUCGGCUAGUUACAAUCCGAUUGAACAGAUCAGAUUCACUUUAGUCCAUCCAAUAAUAAGUAUACCAAAUAAUAAUAUCCCGGCGGCGAUUGAAAUCUCAAUGCGCAUCCAAAUUCUUAACUCGAUCCUCUUUUUCGGUAGGAUUGAACUUAUUCAAACGGAUACAAACAUAAUAUCAUUUGAUAUACACAAGAUAGGAUCGACUUAGAAUGACAUUUAGUACAACCUUCUAACCUUACUUUCGUUGUAGUUUGUUUUGAUUUAUAUGCUGACCAAAUAUCUAAUUUUAUUUUGUCUUUUUCUUAUUUAAAAUGGAGAACAGUCAAAAGUUAAUACAAAUAUCAAAAAAUACUUAAAACAACACUAAAAUAUCUGUUUCAUCUUAUAAUUAUUUAUCUUUGUACAGGGUGGGUCAAAUUGGACGCUU
Messenger RNA from Sitophilus oryzae (rice weevil), 3627 nucleotides. RefSeq names its product hillarin (gene Hil). NCBI's taxonomy places the organism in Eukaryota, Metazoa, Arthropoda, Insecta, Coleoptera, Curculionidae. The transcript has 13 exons. The coding region runs from base 245 to 2731 and encodes 828 amino acids. The record is from RefSeq and is a predicted model, not a curated record.